AGCAAAGUAGAGAAAUAAGAGGGGGAAAAAUCAUUGGAAAAUGGUAGCUCGCCAAUUCAUUGUUCAUCACAAGGACUCCGAAUUCCCCAUCGAUUACGAUACCGACGAUGGAUUCGAGGUGCUCAAAUUCCAAAUAUUUUCGCUCACUUCGAUCGAUCCUGAGGAGCAAAAGAUCUUAGUUGAGGAUCAGAAUUUGAUCAUGACUGAAUCCUCUGAUCUCGAAUCCAUCUCCUCUAAGCUCCGUUUGGUUUCAAUCAAUGAGGAGCAAGCAGAGGAGAAAAAAGAGAAGUCUUUGAACCAAUUUGUGAAGUCCGAUGAAGAAUUGGCUAGGAUCUUGCAGGCUGAAGAGGAUGCACUUUUCUUUCAACAAUACAGAGCAAGUGAAAAUAGUGGGGAAUUUGAAGGGAGAGUGCGGCCUUAUGUUAAGCAAGUAUUCUUGUAUGAGGACCCAGUUCGCCAGGAGGCUGCACGAAAGUCUGUUCCUGUUGAUGAAGUUGAGGAGAAGGCACUGGUUUCUUUGGCCAAGGAGGGAAAGUUCAAACCUUCAAAAGAAGAGAAAGAUCAUGCCUUCUUGCUGCAUUUGCUUUCCUGGUUCAAGCAAUCAUUUAGGUGGGUAAAUUCACCUCCUUGCGAAAAUUGCGGUAGUGGAACUAGCAAUAUUGGCAUGGGCACCCCACUUCCUUCUGAAAUCAGUUACGGUGGUUCUCGUGUUGAGCUUUAUAGGUGCAACUGUUGUUCAUCUAUCACUCGUUUUCCACGUUAUAAUGAUCCUCUAAAGCUUCUGGAAACAAGGAAAGGGCGUUGUGGAGAGUGGGCUAAUUGCUUUACACUCUACUGUCGAGCUUUUGGUUAUGAAUCUCGCCUGAUAUUGGACUUCACUGAUCAUGUUUGGACAGAGAGCUUUUCACAUUGCUUGGGAAGAUGGAUGCAUCUAGAUCCAUGCGAGGGAGUAUAUGACAAUCCACUUUUAUAUGAGAAGGGGUGGAAUAAGAAGUUGAAUUAUGUAAUUGCUAUUGCGCAAGAUGGAGUUUACGAUGUCACAAAACGUUACACAAGGAAGUGGCAUGAAGUUCUUUCUAGACGUAAUAUCACGACGGAAACCAAUGUUUCUGCUGUCCUUUCUUUCAUAACAAAGGAAUGUCGUGCUAGAUAUUCAUCUAGAGAACUUUCUAUUCUUGAGCAUCGCGACCAGAAGGAAAUCGAGGAGCUUGAGGGGGAGCUUUAUCAUAAAAUCGAUAAUUCUGUAUCCCUACCUGGAAGGCAAAGUGGGGCCAUUGAGUGGCGACUUGCAAGAUCUGAAAUGGGGUCUAAUGGGAGUACCUCUCUAGGAAUUUCUUCUUGUCCAAUCCGACUCUGUGUAGAUUCACAUGUUAAAAAUAUUUACACUGCUUUGUAUCUUCUCUUACUUCAAUUUCUUGAUAAUGGUUAUGAGAAAAAUGAAAUUGUUAAGAUUCUGGCAACUCUUAAAAAGCUGUUGGUGGAUCUUAGAGCUUCCCCAUUUAAAGAGAGGAGAUCUUUCAUAAAUUUCACCCUCUCACAAUCCUCUGACACAUUGAUGACGUGCAUCGAAGGGUUUCUUGCUUCCAUUUCUUUAAAGGGGGAAUUGGAGAAUGAUGGAAGGAUGUGUGUAUGUCUAGCUGGUGAUCCAGUUCAAACUUCUUUAGCUUUACCUGUGGCUAUGGACGCUGUUGAUGAAAUAGCUAAUAAUCUUACAAGUGAUGCUUACUUUGAGAAAGAUGCUAUAGAAUUUCCAAGAGCCAACAGAUUAUCUUCUGGCUCUGUUCUUGCCAGUGGCGAAGAACUCCCUGUUGAAAUUGCAACAUCAGCAUUUGAUGGUAUGCGUUUGUCUAAGUGGGGAGAACCAAAUGGAGCUAAAGGAUGUUGGUUAUUAUACAAAGUAUUAAAUGAUCAGAUGCAUGAACUGGAGGCAUACCAGCUGAUGUCAGCCAAUGAUGCUCCAGAAAGAGAUCCAGUGGAUUGGAUUGUCGAGGGAAGUGAUGAUGGAGGCAUCAACUGGUAUCUGUUAGAUAAACAGAGCUCUCAGUUAUUUGAGAAGCGGUUCCAACGCAAAACUUUCAAAGUAGAUACAAGUAGAAAGUCUAAUGCAUUCAGGUUCCAUUUCCUCUCAGUCAGAGAUCCUAAAAUGCAGUCCAGGUUUCAGAUAGGCAGCAUUGACCUUUAUACAAAAGAGGGCUAAUUCUUUUGGCCUUGUACAUGAAAACGGAGCUUGUUCAUAUAAUUCAGCCAGUAAGGGAGCUAAGACCUUAUGAAAAUUGUUGUUGGAUGAGAGUGAUGAUAUACAGCUUCCACAAAAACGUUACCAAAGAAAGAGAUUAAAGCGCAUUCUGAUGUUUGUAUAACUGUAUUGUAAAUUUUACAUGCAAUAAACACUGAACAGUGAUUAUUUGAAAGCAUGUGCAAGUUCUAUGUUAUAAUUCUGGCUGAAAAGGCUGGGCUGGUAAUAUUAUUAAAACUUGGCUCUUUUCUUUUUAA
Molecule: messenger RNA, 2493 nt
Organism: Asparagus officinalis (garden asparagus)
Lineage: Eukaryota; Viridiplantae; Streptophyta; Magnoliopsida; Asparagales; Asparagaceae
Product: peptide-N(4)-(N-acetyl-beta-glucosaminyl)asparagine amidase
Exons: 17
Coding region: 41-2197 (718 amino acids)
Biological process (GO): protein deglycosylation; glycoprotein catabolic process; protein quality control for misfolded or incompletely synthesized proteins
Cellular component (GO): nucleus; cytosol
Molecular function (GO): peptide-N4-(N-acetyl-beta-glucosaminyl)asparagine amidase activity
Source: RefSeq, a predicted model, not a curated record